CCCGUGCUUGGUGCCGCCUUUGUUUCGUGCUGGGACUCUCCCGUCGCUAUGAGCGCCUCUCCCUCCAGAGUGAUCCCCCUGCUGCUGGGUGCCGCGAUGCUGUGGGGGCCGAGCUGCCUCUCCCUGCGAGUCCUCAGCGGUCAAAAAGUGUGUUAUGAAGAUAUCAAGCAUCCCUGUUACAAGAUAGCCUACUUCCAGGACUUGUCAAGACGUGUAGGCUUUCAGGAGGCCCGUCAUGCCUGUGAAAUCGAUGGUGGUAUGCUUUUAAGUCUGACAAGUGAAACUGAACAGAAGCUCAUAGAAAACAUGUUACAAAACCUCACUAAGUCGGGCUCUGGGAUUUCUGAUGGUGACUUCUGGAUUGGAUUGUGGAGAAGCGGAGAGGGACAAGCAACAUCAAGUGCUUGCCCUGAGCUCUACCAAUGGACUGAUGGAACCAUUUCAUCAUUCAGAAAUUGGUAUACAGAUGAGCCUUCCUGUGGAAGUGAAGCUUGUGUUGUGAUGUAUCAUCAACCAACUGCAAACCCUGGCCUGGGGGGGCCUUACCUUUACCAGUGGAAUGAUGACAGAUGCAACAUGAAGCACAAUUUUAUCUGCAAGUAUAGUCUAGAUGAUGUCCUAGAAAAAGAACUAGGCGACAGAACAGACACAGAUUAUGGUAUAAUUCCAAAUUUAAUUUAUGUUGUUAUACCAACCAUACCACUGCUGUUGUUGAUAUUAGUGGCUUUUGGUACUUGCUGUUUCCAGAUGCUACACAAAAGUAAAGGAAGAACAAAAACCAGCCCAAACCAGUCCACAUUAUGGAUUUCAAAGAACCCCAGGAAGGACAGUACCAUGGAGGUAUAACAAUUUAAUGACUGAAAACAAAGCAAAAAUAAUAUUUUACAGUCAGGCGCUAUUAUAAUGUCAUCUCAGCACAUUAGCUUGGAAUGGCUUGAGAUUGCAAUGGUUCAGCAAGAUGAACUUAAGCUCCCCCUUGAGGCAACUAUUCAGAUCAGUUUUGUAUGUAACAUUUGAUUAUUAAUUAAAUGAAACAUGUCAUGCUAAAUAAAGAAAGAGGAUGUGUCUAUUUUGCUAAGGGCAGUAACUCAUUUACAACUGAGCAGUGGAAUGGACAAUGCAUUUGAAGUUUAUAGGGGGAAAUAUCUACAAUAUGUGUUAGUUUUAAAAUUGUUUGUAGUAAUCAUAAUAUUUUUAU
Gopherus flavomarginatus (Mexican gopher tortoise) is the source of this 1198-nucleotide messenger RNA. RefSeq names its product chondrolectin (gene CHODL). Gene Ontology annotation, biological process: positive regulation of axonogenesis. The record is from RefSeq and is a predicted model, not a curated record. The transcript has 6 exons. Bases 49 to 846 code for a protein of 265 amino acids. Gene Ontology annotation, cellular component: cytoplasm. NCBI's taxonomy places the organism in Eukaryota, Metazoa, Chordata, Testudines, Testudinidae.